GCCCUCGGCCACCCCAGCGCCCGGAGCCGCCGCCUCUCCCCGCUCGGGUCCGGGGUCGCUGCAGGGCUCGGGGGGACGCCCCCUCUGUUGGACCCCACCGCGGUGCGGGUCCCGCCGGGGGCGGCACGGCCGGAGCACCCACCCCCGCCUCCCAGGGACUCGCCCGAGUAAACGAGGCAAGGUGGGAUUGGUGCCGGCAGCAGUGGGAGGCUCCAGCCAUGGAGCAGAGCCAGGCCGGGGCCUGAGGCUGCUGGAAGGAGCAGGAGGGGGUGCAGGACAUGGAGCCCCCCAACAGCAGCACGGCCGGGCGGGCAGCCUCGUGCUUCGGGGUGUUCAACGCCAGCGAUGGCCGUGCCAGCGCACAGAACAGCAUCGCCUCUCCCUGGUUCUCCACGGCCUUCGGCCUCAUCGGCCUCUGCUCCAACCUCUUUGCCCUCUGCGUCCUGGUCAGCUCCUCCCGCAAGCUCUCCAGCCAGGCCCGCUCGUCCUUCCUCAUCUUCCUCUGCGGGCUGGUGGUCACAGACUUCAUGGGGCUGCUGGUGACAGCCUCGGUCAUCAUCCCCUACCACUUCACCAAGUUCUCCUGGGCCAAGGUUGACCCUGGCUGCCACCUCUGCAACUUCCUCGGCUUCUCCAUGGUCUUCUUCGGGCAGUGCCCGCUGCUGCUGGGGGCCACCAUGGCCGGGGAGCGCUUUGUGGGCAUCAACCGCCCCUUCUCCCGCUCCACCAGCCUCUCCAAGCGCCGCGCCUGGGCCAUCGUGGGGCUGGUGUGGGGCUUCUCCUGCUUGCUGGGACUGCUGCCACUGUUCGGGCUGGGGCGCUACACGCUGCAGUUCCCCGGCUCCUGGUGCUUCCUCACCCUCCUGCCCGACACUGGCGACGUCGUCUUCUGCCUGCUCUUUGCACUGCUGGGCAUCCUCUCCGUGCUGCUCUCCUUUGUCCUCAACACCGUCAGCGUGGUCACGCUCUGCCGCGUCUACCACGACCGCGAGUCGGUGCAGCGGCGCCGGGACAGCGAGGUGGAGAUGAUGGUGCAGCUCGUGGGCAUCAUGAUCAUUGCCACCAUCUGCUGGAUGCCCCUCCUGAUCUUCAUUGUGCAGAUGGUCCUGCAGCACCUGCCUGGCCAGGCCCAGGUGCUGCCCACGGACACGCAGGAGAUGCUGCUGAUCUACAUCCGCAUGGUCACCUGGAACCAGAUCCUGGACCCCUGGGUGUACAUCCUGUUCCGCCGGGCCGUGCUGCAGCGCGUGUACCCCCGGCUGCCCCCCCGGCCCUCCCUCGCCUCCCUCAGCCCCUCCCUGCCCCGCAAGCUCACCGCCAGCUCCGUGCUGCAGUAGCACCAGGGGACGGGCACUGGGCAGGGGGACACGGCCGUCCCCCCCUCACCCAUGGUGGAUCCUCAUCACCUGCAUCCAGCCCCUUCCCCCCACAAGCCCGAUAGCCAAGGGGCUGUCAGGGGGCUGCUUCCCCCUCCCCGUCCCCAAUAAAGCACAGCUGGUGCA
This is a messenger RNA of Agelaius phoeniceus (red-winged blackbird), 1502 nucleotides long. RefSeq names its product thromboxane A2 receptor (gene TBXA2R). Gene Ontology annotation, biological process: adenylate cyclase-activating G protein-coupled receptor signaling pathway; positive regulation of vasoconstriction; positive regulation of cytosolic calcium ion concentration. NCBI's taxonomy places the organism in Eukaryota, Metazoa, Chordata, Aves, Passeriformes, Icteridae. Gene Ontology annotation, molecular function: thromboxane receptor activity. The record is from RefSeq and is a predicted model, not a curated record. Gene Ontology annotation, cellular component: plasma membrane.